This is a messenger RNA of Mytilus trossulus (common blue mussel), 2578 nucleotides long. RefSeq lists its product as uncharacterized. The transcript is spliced from 8 exons. Bases 166 to 2439 code for a protein of 757 amino acids. NCBI's taxonomy places the organism in Eukaryota, Metazoa, Mollusca, Bivalvia, Mytilida, Mytilidae. The record is from RefSeq and is a predicted model, not a curated record.
ACAAAACACAAUAUUAUGACGUCGAACUAACGACAAUCGCAAGAAAAGUGCCGUCCAGAAACAAAUAAUCCACGCACUUGUGAAAAUCGAUGGAUUGCUAUUUGGCCGACUGACAACACUAUAAGCUAUAGAAGGUAAAUCAAGCAGAGUAAUCUAAGAUUCAUAAUGUCAAAAGACAUUUUAGGCACUUGUUCUCAAGUUCUCAAAAUUCUUUCAGAACAUGUUUCAUCUGAUAAUGAAAUCAGCAAAACUUUAUCGCCGGAAAAUGAAAACGGACUUGGCACAAAUCAAACAAAUUCGGCUAAUUUAACACAGAAGGUUGGAAGGGGUAUUGCAACAGUUCAAACAGUUGUAUGUCAUUCACCCGAACCUGUAGACAAAAUGCCGAUACUUGCAAAUGCGCUGAAUAUUGCGACACCAUUUCAAGCCAUAAAUCCUCAGGAAUGUCAGAAAACAGAGAUUUUCUUUAUGUCGGCAGAUGGAUCUAUAAAAAGAAGAUUUUUACCAGAAGAUCUACCAGCAAAGAGAAGGCAUCCUGCACCAACUCUCAUGCCAGGUACUGGGAUACCGUAUAGAACACCUGGUCAAAGUUCACGGAAUAAGAAUGGUAAGAUUAAACGUCCAAUGAAUGCCUUCAUGAUAUGGGCAAGAACAGCAAGAGGAAAGCUGGCUGAAGAAACCCCAAACGCAUCAAAUGCUGAAAUAAGUGUCAAAUUGGGAGAGUUGUGGAGUCAUUUGGCAAAGGAAGAGAAGCAGAAAUACUACAUGGAAGCAGAAAGGGUAAAAGCAAGACAUAGACAAGACUUCCCAGAUUGGAUUUAUCAACCAGAGCCAUCAACAAAGAAAGGCGUUGAGGAAUGUGGUACCACUCUCAAUCACAGACAGCUAUGGAGUAAAUAUAACGAAAGUCGACCAAAAAUGGCUCCAAGUCAGAUUGCACCGACACCUCAAGGACCUUUCAUUAACUUUAUUGGACAACAAAACAGACCAAUAUUACCCCGCAAUGUAAUGCCUAUUCAACCUGUAACAAUGCUACCUCAAGGUAACCAGUUUGUCUGUCCGCCAGGACUACGAAUCGUUCAACCAAUGCAAUAUCCCAUGUAUGGACAGCAAUUCCAGCCGAGGAAUUUCUUGAAUGGAAAUCAGAUUCCUUAUCAAGACGUCCCAAGAUUACAAACAGCAGGAAUACCCGACUACAAUGCCGUACAAAAUGUCACAAUAAUACACCCCAAGCCAUUUCCAGUUCAAAUACCAGCUCCAAGAGGAAGGCCGCCUGUUGUCACUGAAAGACUUAAAGCUGUCCCAGCAAACUUACAGGCAAAGAUUCAAGCUGAAGCAGCAGGGAAAACAGAUCAUCAUCCUAUCGUAUUGGAAAGCAAAGACUGUAAUGCAACGGAAAAGAAUGAAAAGACAAAUAAAGAAUGCAAGAAAGAUACACCAGAAACAUCUGAUAAUGGAAACAAUGACAAGCCAGUAGAGGAUAAGGAGCAAAAGACAAAGAAAGCACAAAGGACACGAAAAAAAGACAAUGAUAAUAAAAAAUCAUCUUCAAAGAAAUCAAAGAAAGCAGACCAAAGUAACACCUUAGACACAGACAAGACUACCGAUGAUGAUUCAGAACUUGCCUCUACCACUCUUCCCGGAAGUACGACACAGCUGAGAGAGGAACAUCCAGAAGACUUUUGGCCAUUCCCAUUCCCACCAGCAGAGCAGGAAUCUCACGUGGACGAUAUGUUUGAGGGUCCAAUCGAUGAUACCAUAGUAGAAAGAGAUCCAUAUAAUACCUACUUCUGUAGAGAGAAGGAAAAGGGAGAAGACGAUAAACUAAAUGUAGAUGUCUCUAGCUGGCAACAAUACUUAAGACAUGACCAGCAACAAAAACCUUCGGAACAAUCAGAGAAGCUUGACACGUUUUUUGUUGAAGAGAAAGCUGAGAUUGUUAACUGUCCUAGUGACUUUGAUAUUUGUCCGAUACCUGUGGCUUUGACUCUCACAAGGCAGGAAGACGACAACAGACAAAAUGAUAAAAUGGAUACCAGUUUUGGUAACAGUAUAACAAAUGCCAUCAACGUUCUUGGAGGACACGAAAACGAGGAACGUUAUGAAAGCAAUUCUGCCAUUGAAAUAGAUUCCGAAAAUAGCAGCUCCGACUCAGACAUCAGUUCAAAAAAUAUGGUGAUAGAUUGUAAUGAUCAUUCUGAUAGUUAUGUAAACCAUAAUGCAAUCUCUGGGAGACAAGUCACCGCACCAAUGGAUACACGACCCCUUAAAAAGCGUACUAAUCGGUAUAUACAUAAUAUGGAGGAUAGCAAUGGGACAUUAGGUGAACAGCAAAUCUCACGAGACCAAUCGAAAUCUCAUUCCAAUGCAGGGAAAUACAUUUCUAUUCAAAUUGACGAUUGUCUAUCACAGUUAAGAAAACCCAUUGGCACUUCGUAAUCAGCUAAGUUUGUUCUAUAUGGUUGAUAUGCGUUUUGAUGUUUGCAUUCAAAUGGUAAAAUUGGACUAUUUUGAAAGACUAUUGUUAAACUGGGGAUCAUAACAAGAUCUUUUUUAUAAAGUUUUCUAUUGAAAUUGA